AUGCCAGGAUACUCAGAGUUUUACUUCAAUGUGGACCAUGGAUACCUGGAGGGUCUGGUCCGAGGAUUCAAAGCUGGGAUCUUGACAAGUUCGGAUUAUGUCAAUUUAGCACAGUGUGAGACACUAGAAGAUCUGAAGCUACACCUACAGACUACAGACUAUGGCAACUUCUUGGCUAAUGAAACUGGCCCUCUCACUAUUUCCACCAUUGAUGACAAACUGAAAGCAAAGCUACUCACAGAAUUUCAUUACUUUAGAAACCAUGCCUUUGAACCACUUGCCACCUUUCUCAAUUUUAUCACAUACAGCUAUAUGAUUGACAACGUCAUUCUGUUAAUAACUGGCACAUUACACCAGCGGCCCAUAGCUGAACUUGUUCCCAAGUGCCAUCCACUGGGGAGCUUUGAGCAAAUGGAAGCAGUCAGCAUUGCCUCAAACCCCACUGAACUGUUCAAUGCAAUUCUGGUUGACACACCACUAGCUGCUUUCUUUCAAGACUGCUUGUCUGAAAAUGACCUGGAUGAAAUGAACAUAGAAAUAAUGCGCAACAAACUGUACAAGUCUUAUCUUGAGGCAUUUUAUAAGUUUUGUGAAAAACAAGGUGGUACUACAGCAGAAAUAAUGAGACCUAUUCUUGAGUUUGAGGCAGACAGACGUGCCUUUAUCAUCACCAUUAAUUCAUUUGGUACUGAGCUGAGUAAAGAUGACAGGGAGAAGCUGUAUCCAACCUGUGGAAAACUGUAUCCAGAAGGCUUACACCUGCUGGCCAAUGCAGAUGACUACGAGCAAGUGAAGUGUGUUGCAGAUUACUAUGCAGAAUACAAGGCUGUGUUUGAAGGAGUAGGGAGUGGCACUGGAGAAAAGACACUGGAAGAUGCAUUUUUUGAGCAUGAGGUAAAGCUGAACAUGCUUGCAUUCAACAACCAGUUUCAUUUUGGGGUAUUUUAUGCCUAUGUAAAAUUAAAGGAACAAGAAUGCAGAAAUAUUGUAUGGAUUGCUGAAUGUAUUUCUCAGAGACACAGAACCAAAAUUAACAACUACAUUCCGAUUUUCUAGAGCUGCAAAUGUAUUAUUCUACAAUGCCUGAAGGGAUGCAUUAUGGCACAGAAAAGAAGAAAGAUCUUAUUUCAAAAGUAAAUUCUUUCUAGUUGAUUUGAGUUGUAUUAAUAAUCUUCCUAAUACACAGCAGUGUAAGAAAAAGUAAUGCAAUUAGAGAUAAAAAAAUGCCUGAGGAAAUAUUAAUCAGCUUGUUCAUAAAAGGUAUUGGUAGAUUUGUUUUCCAUUGUGCCCAUUUUAAUUGAAGUGAUUGAUAAAAUCUCCCUGAAAGGUCUUACAUGCAUAUUCUUUCUUAUUUGUGGAAGUAACCUUUAUAUGAAUGGUGUCUGAAAAGCAAUUUAAUGGCUUAAUUCUGAAUGCUUUUCUCAAAGGGCCAGCUAAAUCAUCACUUCCAUUUUACACUUCAUGCCUUCUUCAUGGCAUAGAAGACUAUAUCAAGGAGUUAAUAUACGAAUAAGACAGAAAGCUCAGGGUUACUCUGAGUUUCCCCUUGAGGAAUCUCAAGAGAGAUCUCUGAACCUUUCUAACUGUUGACAGCUCUCUGCAGUUAGUUGUAAACAACUAACUUCAUCUUAACGAAAAUAGCUUCACUUACACCUUUUUGACCACAUGAGGAGCACUGUGUCAAACAAUGGGUGUCUGAUCUACUCCACAGCAAUACAAAUACCUCCUCCCAGCACACCACAGAGACUGUCUUCAUGUAUGCACUAGGGAAGAUUAUGAAACAUGAAUGAAAAUACCAGCCAAGUCUGUAUCAGUUUUACGUCAGACACAAACAACACCAGCUCUGAGCUAUUUGAGGACCUGGCUAAGAUUGCUAACUAAAAAUAGAGGGAAGAGUUGAAGCCAGAUUGUAGCAAGACAAGAUUAAUUCUGCUGAAGAAAAAGGAAGGAUUUUGAAAGCCAUAUCAACAUUCUACCUUCCUAGUCCAUUCAAAAAAUAUGCCCUUUUAUCUCUGAAACAGGUCAUACCUCAUUUUUCAGGCUGCACAACAGCAAAUUUCAAUUUUCAGCUGACUGUGUCUCCAGUAAUAUGACACAGAAAUAAAAUCCAUUUCUUGCCAAGUAGAGAGAAAAACAAAAUGUAUCUGAUGUCAACCCCUCAGAAUUAUGGAAAACAUUCAGGCAUCAACGUUUUAAGAAAUGAGAUGUAAUAUAUCCAUGUGCAUAUGCAUCACUCACGAAAAAUGGAAAACUUUACCAUUUUUACAGUUAAAGAAACACUUAUCAAAACCUAAGUGUAACCAAAGGGUUAUAGAGGAGGACAGCCAAUCCUGAUCUCACAGGGAACUGAGAAGAUAUUUAAUGAUUUACUGUGAAUCACUGAGAACUUUACACUAUUACUUUAGAAAUAUUCCCAAAGAGUUUCCUUUAGAAAUAAUUCAGCAGGAGUUUAGGAAAACUGACUUCAAAGAAAUACAUAUAAAAGAGUAAUGCAAAUCUUAUUUCUUUAUUGAGGCUUCAUUGUUUAGUAGAUGUAGUAAGAAAAGAAAUAAAAGAAACUGUAGGAUUUGUGGAUUGCAAUUUCAUUUUGGCAUGCACAGUUGCUUCCUUGUUCUGCUUUUAUUAUCUUCCACUUGUUUUUCUCAGUCUAACCUGUAACCAAAACUUUACAGUUCACGCCUAUAUCACAAACUGUAUUGUAAAUGAUCACAAAUUAUGUCACAAACUAUUUCACAAACUGCAAGGAGGAAAAGAAAUAAGGCUACAUUCUCUCA
Messenger RNA from Pogoniulus pusillus (Red-fronted tinkerbird), 2774 nucleotides. It is a transcript of the gene ATP6V0D2, whose product is annotated as ATPase H+ transporting V0 subunit d2. Bases 1 to 1056 code for a protein of 351 amino acids. Gene Ontology annotation, molecular function: proton-transporting ATPase activity, rotational mechanism. The record is from RefSeq and is a predicted model, not a curated record. NCBI's taxonomy places the organism in Eukaryota, Metazoa, Chordata, Aves, Piciformes, Lybiidae. Gene Ontology annotation, biological process: proton transmembrane transport; vacuolar acidification; vacuolar transport. The transcript has 8 exons. Gene Ontology annotation, cellular component: vacuolar proton-transporting V-type ATPase complex; early endosome; proton-transporting V-type ATPase, V0 domain.